CGGUGUCCCUCUUCUUGGCAAUUCCAUAUAAGAAGUGGCUCUCCCGUAUCGUCUACGGUUUCGUCUUAUCACGAAAGGUCAAAUCGAUUCGACUCGGAGAGCGCAUUCGAGCGCUUCCAGAAGUCUUUGGUCGCCAAAGUAUUCCUUACAUCGGAGAGUAGCCCGUUCACUGGCAAAGACAGGAAUACGAGCCAAUUCGCCAACAUGUCGUCCAUCACAUCAAUGCUGUCGGCGACGGCUACAUCGUCAGCCGCGCCCACCAGCACCGGCGGAAACAGAGCUCCCUCGCAGGGUGGUGUUAUCGAGGGCGCAAACCCCUCGCAUUACAAUCCGAAGGAUCCCAUCACUAUUUUCAUCAUCCAAGCCGGACUCAUCAUCAUAGUCUGCCACCUCCUCCACUGGCCUCUGUCCAAGAUCCGGCAACCACGAGUGAUAGCCGAAGUUAUUGGCGGCAUUGUUCUGGGCCCCUCGGUGCUGGGUCGAAUUCCCGGCUUUCGCGCUGCAAUUUUCCCUACGGAGUCGAUCCCCAACUUGACGCUGGUAGCCAAUCUCGGCCUUGUUCUCUAUCUCUUCCUUAUUGGUCUUGAGACAGACGUUCGCUUCCUCGUCAGCAAUUGGCGAGUCGCUACUUCAGUAGCAUUCGCCGGCUUAGCUCUACCCUUUGCGUUCGGUUGUGCCCUCGCAUGGGGUCUCUACAACCAAUUCUCUGGUGACGAGGGUGUCAUGCACAUUGACUUCCCAAUCUACAUGCUGUUCAUCGGUGUUGCUAUUGCAAUCACGGCUUUCCCAGUUCUGUGCCGUAUCCUGACCGAAUUGAAGCUCCUUGAUACCUCUGUCGGUGUUAUCGUGCUUUCAGCUGGUGUUGCGAACGACGUUGUUGGCUGGAUUCUCCUUGCCCUAUGUGUUGCUCUCGCCAACGCCGGAACAGGUCUUUCAGCCCUUUGGAUCCUUCUCGCGUGUGUCGGUUACAUGUUAUUCCUGUUCUACCUUGUGAGGCCAGCUUUGGUCUGGCUGUUACGUCGAACUGGCAACAUUGAGAACGGACCUUCCCAGAGCAUGAUUGCGCUUAUCCUUCUGAUCGCCCUGGCCUCGGCUUUCUUCACUGGUAUCAUUGGCGUUCACGCAAUUUUCGGAGGGUUCAUGGUUGGCCUCAUCUUGCCCCGCGAGAACGGCUUUGCUAUCAAGGUCACUGAAAAGUUGGAAGAUUUGAUCGGUGCUCUGUUCUUGCCCUUGUAUUUUACGCUCUCUGGGCUCAACACCAACCUGGGUCUCCUUGACAGCGGUAUCGCCUGGGGAUACGUUAUCGCUGUUACGUUCACCGCCUUUUUGACCAAGGUUAUUGGCGCCAGUCUCGCUGCUCGGUUGAACGGACUGGUCUGGAGAGAGUCUUUCUCCAUCGGGGCUCUGAUGAGUUGCAAAGGUCUCGUCGAGUUGAUCGUCCUUAACAUCGGUCUACAGGCUAGGAUCCUAAGCACCAGGACAUUCACCAUUUUCGUUGUCAUGGCUCUUCUGACCACCUUCGCAACUACUCCUCUAACCUCCUUCCUAUACCCUCGCUGGUACCAGAAGAAGCUCGAGGCUUGGAAGCGUGGUGAGAUUGACUGGGACACUGGUGAACCCAUCUCGAGUCACGGCGGAUCGACCGAUGACCAUGAAUUCACCAAGCCAACCAAUGAUCGUGUCCAGCGCCUGUUGGUGUACCUUCGACUGGACAACAUGCCUGCCUUACUCAACUUGGUCUCCCUGUUCGGGAAACAGUCCGGCUCAGGAGACCAAUUUGUUGAAAGCGACGAGAAAGGCGGUAUGAAGUCGGACACUGUGGCGCUGAGUUCUUCCAACGGUAUUAGAGCUGUGCGGGCUCAUGGCUUCCGCCUACUCCAUCUUACAGAUCGUGACUCUUCCGUCAUGACUGUGUCUCAGGUCGACGAUUUUAGUCGCAAUGACCCUGUCGUGAACAUCUUCCGUACCGUGGGACAACUGAUCAGGGUUGCCGUUUCCGGGGAGGUGUCGAUCAUGCCAGAAACUCGCUUUGCUGAAGCUCUCCUAUCCAAAUCUUCGGAUAUUUCCUCUGACCUUCUUCUCGUCCCCUGGAGCGAGAGUGGUAGCUUAGUCGACACACAGGUCCUGUCGGCAGACGGUUCCAACAAGCUGGGAUCAACAUACACCGGUUUCGCCAAGUCAAUCCUCGACUCCCCGGAACACAACAUUGGCAUUUUCUUCCCCAAGGGCAGUGCUACUCAACCUACCUCGGACGGUAGUAGCGACCGCAAAAGGCUAUCCCGAGCAUACUCAUUCAGCGACAUCCAUCAUGACAUCCCGACGAUUCCUGUCACAAACAAAUCUCACCAGAUCUUCAUGCCAUACUUUGGCGGCAAGGAUGACAAGCUCGCCCUCAAGCUGGUGCUUCAAUUGUGCGAGAAGCACAACGCUCAAGCGACCGUGGUACAUUUCACCGGGACAGCUGAGGGAGAUUCUCAAUCUCAUGAGGGUGACUACUUCGGAUUCGUGUCAACGCACGUACCUGCCAAUGUGGCGCCGCGCAUUAAGUUUGAGACUUCUUCUUCUUCGAAUGCUCUGGAGGCUGCUUCGAGCUAUGCCGCGUCGGGCGUCAGGACAGAUACACGAGAAGUCACCUGGCACAACCUGGUUGUUCUUGGUCGCAGGAGUGCUGUGAAAGCGAUUGAAGGUAAGGCGUCUGCCAGGGUGUCUGAAGAUAUCAAGGACUGCCUGGGUAUUGCUGCGGGUGUUUUGAUUACAGCUGGUGUGAAGGCGGAUCUGCUUGUUGUUCAAGCCAAAUCUUCAAGUAACUAGUCGAAGCUUAGUACUCUAGUUGUUGAUUUAAUACCAUCUAUUUCCUCUAUACGAUCCAAAUCCACGUCAAUCCUGCCUGCAUAGUAGUAAGCAUGAAUAAACUCGCUCAGCACUUGACACUUGCUGCGUUGCGGUGUUCGCUAUCAGGUUUGUGUG
Messenger RNA from Colletotrichum acutatum, 2967 nucleotides. Its product is annotated as sodium/hydrogen exchanger family protein. Bases 205 to 2811 code for a protein of 868 amino acids. Gene Ontology annotation, biological process: proton transmembrane transport. Gene Ontology annotation, cellular component: membrane. The transcript has 5 exons. Gene Ontology annotation, molecular function: antiporter activity. NCBI's taxonomy places the organism in Eukaryota, Fungi, Ascomycota, Sordariomycetes, Glomerellales, Glomerellaceae. The record is from RefSeq and is a predicted model, not a curated record.